Molecule: messenger RNA, 330 nt
Organism: Nezara viridula (southern green stink bug)
Lineage: Eukaryota; Metazoa; Arthropoda; Insecta; Hemiptera; Pentatomidae
Source: the annotation of a GenBank genome assembly
AUGGUUGUGUGGUCUGCUCUGAGCUCCAACCGCCUGAUUUAUUCAGGUACUAGAGGUGGGAAAAGUCGUUAUUGUCAGGUCGUUUCGCUCCACCGAGCGGUUGGAAGGAGUUGCUCUGCGUGGAUAAGCAAAGGUCCGCAAGACGAUCACAAGGUAAACCUUGCGCACUGCUUGCGCAUAGCUUGCGCACUCAGGGCACCGCUCCAAGCUGCCGCUAUUGUCGUCGAACCCUCGGCAAAAAUCCCAUCAUCUCCGUCCCAUUCUCUGUGCCAUCUCCUCUCGGAGCGUUUAUUAAAAAUUCCACCUCAUUCGUUGAAAGAACCCCGAUGA